AUGGAGGGCGACUACUCGCAUUGUGAUUUAUCAAAUCCGGACUUUGAGGGUGAACUGACCAAGCGAAGUAUGUGGCUCAAGGAAUGGCGUAAGCGCUAUUUUGUGCUAAAAGGCAAUAAGCUUUAUUUUUGUCGUGCACAGGGUGAACCAGCACACGGUCUUAUUGACCUUGCCGAUUGUUUAACAGUAAAAUCAGCUGAAGAGAAGACCAAUAAGCGUUUUUGCUUUGAAGUAGCUACACCAGACUCGACUUAUUACAUGUAUGCGGAGAAUGAAAAGCACAAGAAUGAAUGGAUUGGUGCCAUUGGUCGAGCCAUUGUGAAAUUCUCCUGUUCUUUCACAGGCGACCAGGAUGACGAUACGAAUUAA
Messenger RNA from Peronospora belbahrii, 369 nucleotides. NCBI's taxonomy places the organism in Eukaryota, Oomycota, Peronosporomycetes, Peronosporales, Peronosporaceae. The record is from the annotation of a GenBank genome assembly.